Messenger RNA from Lampris incognitus (smalleye Pacific opah), 1419 nucleotides. RefSeq names its product amyloid-beta A4 precursor protein-binding family A member 1-like. The coding region runs from base 1 to 1284 and encodes 427 amino acids. Gene Ontology annotation, biological process: chemical synaptic transmission. Lineage: Eukaryota; Metazoa; Chordata; Actinopteri; Lampriformes; Lampridae. The transcript is spliced from 10 exons. Gene Ontology annotation, molecular function: protein binding; amyloid-beta binding. The record is from RefSeq and is a predicted model, not a curated record. Gene Ontology annotation, cellular component: dendritic spine; plasma membrane; cytoplasm.
AUGACGAGGCGCCAGGAGAACAAGCCGGAGAACCGUCCACUGAGCGACGUAGGCUACGGCUUGCUGCCGUCAGUGGAGACCGAAGAGAUGUCGAAAAGUGACGGUGUUUGCAGCCGUUUGCCCCUGGCCGUUUGCCCCAGGCCGUUUGCCCCUGUCUGUUUGCCCCUGUCCGUUUGCCCCAGGCCGUUUGCCCCUGGCCGUUUGCCCCUGUCCGUUUGGGUCCUGUGGCACACUUGUGCUGCUCAGAAACAGGCGAAGAACAGAAAAAAGAGUCCUGACGGAGAGGCUCCGCCCACCACAGAGGUGGAUCUCUUCAUGUCCACGCAGAGGAUCAAGGUGCUCAACGCAGACACUCAGGAGUCUAUGAUGGACCUGCCCCUGAGGACCAUCUCCUACAUAGCUGACAUAGGAAACAUGGUUGUACUGAUGGCCAGGGGUAAAAUGGUACGGUCAAGGAGUGCCCAGGACCAGUUGGACCACACUCCAGAGCACGCUGCCAUGACCCAUGAUGACCGGCGCCUGUACAGGAUGAUCUGCCAUGUCUUUGAAUCAGAGGAUGCCCAGCUCAUAGCCCAGUCUAUUGGACAGUCCUUCAGUGUGGCCUACCAGGAGUUCCUGAGAGCCAAUGGGAUCGACCCUGAGGACCUGAGUCAGAGGGAGUACAGCGACUUGCUCAACACUCAGGACAUGUACAACGACGACCUCAUCCACUUUUCCAAGUCGGAGAACUGCAGAGAUGUUUACAUAGAGAAGCAGAAGGGGGAGAUUCUGGGUGUGGUGAUAGUGGAGUCAGGAUGGGGGUCCAUCCUGCCCACCGUAAUCAUCGCCAGCAUGAUGCAUGCGGGGCCGGCGGAGAAGUCUGGCCGACUGAACAUCGGAGACCAGAUAAUGACCAUCAAUGGAACCAGCCUGGUGGGCCUGCCUCUCAACACCUGCCAGAGCAUCAUCAAGGGUCUAAAAUCCCAGUCCAGGAUCAAGAUGAACAUCGUCAGGUGUCCCCCUGUCACCAUGGUCCUUAUCCGCAGGCCGGACCUCAGAUACCAGCUGGGCUUCAGUGUACAAAACGGCAUUAUCUGCAGUCUGAUGAGGGGAGGCAUCGCAGAAAGAGGAGGCGUCCGUGUCGGCCACCGCAUCAUAGAGAUCAACAGCCAGAGCGUGGUGGCCACGCCCCACGAGAAGAUCGUUCAAAUCUUGUCUAACGCCAUGGGAGAGAUCCACAUGAAGACGAUGCCAGCGGCCAUGUAUCGCCUGCUGACAGCACAGGAGCAACCCGUCUACAUCUGACCACGCGGCCUCCACCCCUCCCACACCCCCGGAGUCUGAGUCACACACACUGAGACAGUUCUGUCCAUAUCUGAUUUGUUUAAACACCUUUCUGUAUCUCGUUUCAUAUCACAAGUGGUGUGAUCAUCAUCAUCA